AUGUCAAUGGACGAUUUUAGAUUUUUGAAUGUAUUGGGUAACGGCAGUUAUGGAAAGGUAAUAGUUAUUAUUAGAAAUAAUUAGAGUAUAAAUAAGUUAUUUGUGUUUCAUUUGCUUUCCAUUCAUAUUAGGUAAUAUUGUGUCAACAUAGAAUAUCAAGUGAGUAUUUUGCCAUAGAAAUAUUAAAAAAUAUAAGAUAAUUUCUGAAAAUGUAAUGGAGUCAUUAAACACUAUCAUAUUAUGGGUGUCAUGUCCGAUACCAAUUUCUAGUGAACUUAUUCGCCUGCUUUCAAUCAGACGUAAGUGUACUAAAAAUUAGUUAUUUAUUUGUAAUUUAAAAUUGUUUGGUUUAUUGUUUACAGGCUCGUGUUUGUUGUGCAAUGAAAUAUGUUGUUGGUGAUGAUUUAAAUACGCAUAUAAAUAACGGGACGUUUACGGAACCAAGAUUUCUAUGUGGUUUGUGUUGUUUUAGGACUACAGUAUUUAUUUGAAAACAGUAUCAUUUAUAGGUUCGUACAAUGUCAAAUAUUAUUUUCGUGUAUGACGUUGUCAGUGGCGUGUCCAGGAAUUACCAAUGGGAGGGGAUGUGGCAAAUAAUAACCGUGAAUCGUAAAAUCCACUUCUAUCUACUCAACUCGACUAUGAUAAUUGGUAAUUUAAAAGCCGGAUUCUAAAAAGGUGUGAGAUUUGGCGAUCAGACUAGAAACUCCCGAAUUUAUGGCGCCUGAAGUUAUUACCGAAACUUCGUAUACGCGGAGUGUAGAUUGGUGGCCCUUAUAGGAGUACUGAUAUUUGAAAUGCUUGUCGAAGAGGUAAAUAUAUUUUGGAUAUUAAUGUCUAAAAUUACAUCGUAACUAAUAUACAUGUUUAUCUUAUAUUGUGUCCCUUUACAGACGACGAGGACCGAAAAGUGUUAGACUACAUAGUGAACGAUCCAGCUCGAUAUCCUAGUUUUUUAUCGUUAGAAGCGACUGCAAUCAUGAGAAAAGUAUGUUAUUUUUAAUUUCUAUUAGAGUAAACUAUAUACUUACAAAAAAAUGUUUUAUUAUUUUUGUGGACAUAGCUUUUAUGCAAAAAUCCAGAACACAAAUUAGGUUCGAGUUAAAUAGACGCAGAAUAUGUGAAAAUAUUGUAUUUGCAUUUUUCGGACAAGUUGUUUGGGAUGAUUUGUUCAGAGAAAGGUUCAAACUCUGUUUUUAUCAACUAUUUGUAAGCAUCUUAAAUAUAUCUGUUUUGAAACCUAACAUUAGUUUUGCAUAAUAAAUUAUACGGAUAUGAAAAAAAUAAAAAAAAUUAAAGUAAAAAAUUAGAAUUUGCCAGAAGAUGUGAGUAACUUUAAUGAAGAAUGUACUUCUGAGACACCACAGUUGACACUACCUAAAGAUCAAAGAUUUUAAAACGACGAAAAACAACAGUAAUUUAAAAGACUUUACGUAUACAGCAGACUGGUUUUAACAAAAUAAUUUAAAUAAAGAGGAAAAGUUCCUUUUUUAUUUAUAGUCAUGUAGGUAUGUUAAUAGUCAAUCAAAUUAUAAUAGUCCGGUCCAAUAUAAAACAAAAUAAUUGAAUACAUUCUAAUUUUUUGUGAUAUUUUUACAGACAUUUUCCAAAUAUAUUUGUGAUUCAUUUUUGAUGUCAGAAAAAAUCACACCAUGCUGCUGCUCAGAUUAGAUACAUUUCUUAAACAAUUAUUACCAAGCAAUUUUUGAAAUAGAAAUAUAAUCAUAUCAUUGAUGUACUGGAGAAUUUGAACAAAAACACGACUAGAUCCAUCACUUAUUUAGAACAUAAUAUAUGUAUAAUUCUAAAAUAUUUCUUCAAAUUUGUUUUUUGUUUUUGAUAUAUAUUAUACAUUUUUUUAUAUGUGAAAUAUUCAUUUAAAUUGUGUACAACCGUAUUAGUAAAUAGUGUAGUUGAAACUGGGGACGGGUGCGGCCACUGUUGUAGAUGGGUAGUUGGAAAAGUGAUAAAGUAGUUAAUAUUAUAUCUGUAAUAGUAACGAAAAACAUUGCAGAGUAAAGUUCGGUUACACGUGUUUUAUAUUUUGAUAUUUAUUAAAAGUCAUAGUUAUUUAUUCAAUUUUUAUUUAGUUGUUAUUUAUUGAAUUUAUUUGAUUUGUAUCAUUAUAUUUCAAAAAAUACUUAAUUAUUUUGAACGGUAAUGGUACCUUCGUUGAAUUUGUCAAGGGCGACUCUUUUUAAGCACGGCCAGAGAUAGGGGAAUUGAAUCCCCCGCGUGAACUCACGUCAUCACACAAUAUUACAGUAUACGUAAGGUAUCCGUUUAGUGGCAUUUUAGUGCGAAUCGUCGAGAAUCAACUCGGGAAUAUUUUCUCUGCGCGCGAACGAGUAGUCGGGUUACGCGUGACGGGUCGCACCUGAUACAUUAUCGUUUAUAUGGGAAUCCUGUGAUACCGCGGCGUGUUGUGAAAAUAAACUUUAUACUGUAUUUUGUAUCGUUACAAACACACAUAAUUAAUAGCAAAAUGUGUACCCGUGUAUAAAUUGUAUACAAUAUAAUAUCACGCACGUAACGGUUAAAAUCAGAUACUCAUUUUAUUGACCAUAUUAUAAUAUCGAACGGGGUAAUUUAUUAAAAGUAACAAAAAAAAAAAAAAAAAAACUAACUGAAACAGGACCUCCGGCGAGACACACACGAGCGUUUAAUAAAUACCUACUGUACUCGCCUACCUACCUACCUGCUUACUAACCUACCGACAUUAUCGUAAUAUCGUUUGUGCCGUAUUAUAAACGACCCGUUUCCGGCAAGCACGUAAUAUUAUUAUCCAUAACGCAAAGGAAAAUAUUGUUUAUUACUGCACUGAACCCGCCAACUUCUCGCUGGGUAACGUUUUUUUUUUUUUUUUUUGUUAAAUAUAAUAUAAUACUGCUUAUGUGUUAUUACGCAAUAAUUACUAAACACGAUAUUAUUCAUAUUUGCAUAUAAAUAUUAAUAAACACGAGUGUAUUAUGCGGAUCGGUACAUAUACACACGCGAUUAAAAGCGGAUACUUGUAAAAAAUCGGACAUGCGUGUAUGCACAUUUGAAGUAGAUUCACAUCGCAAUGUCAUGUUAUACCCGACGGUGCAUUUCUAUUAAACGAAUUGAAAUGGCCGAUCAUCAUCAAUAACUAUACAUUUAUUAUAACAUAAUACACGUCUGAACUCGACUAUUUAUGUUCAUUAAUCGAUUUUGAAUGACACGCAUAGGUAUUAUUAGCAUAAUAAUAUCAAGUAAACAAACGUACUAAGAGUUAGUGCGGUUUCUUUUUUUUUUUUUUACAAACCGCUGACAUUGUUACAUUUAAAUUAACAAACUAAUAGCUUAUACAUUUAAUAAUUUAUCUUUUUUUUUUAUUUUAAGUGAACUGCGCAUGAGACGGGUUCAUUUUUGCUUCACAAAAAAAGCUUUACACGGAAACACUCUCGUGCCUCGUUAAGUGAUCCGAUUUAGGUCCCCUCCCCCUCCCUUUUGAAAUAGGAAAAUUUCCUGUGUGGUGUUUGAAUUUUUGAUUAUGUAACCAUAAUUAAUGAUAAAAAAAAUGUAGAAAAAUAUAUUGUACCGUGGGUGGACCACAGUUGUAGUCGAAAAAUUGGGAAGGUAGGAUAAAGAGGGAAUUUAAUGUAUAUCUAUAAACAAAAAUUAACAAUAAUAAAAAUACAAAUUACGUAAAAAACUUAAAACAUUAAAAUGUCUAUAAAUAGCUCAAAAAGUGAUAAAAAAUUUUGAAAACUAUACCAUGUUUAGAAAAGAAAAAUUUAAAUUGUUUGUAUAAAUGUUCAGUCUUUUGAAGAAUAUUUUGAACGGAAUUACAAUAAAAACCAAAAAAAAAAAAAGCUAUAUUUUCGUAAAUUGUUCCGUUUUUCUUACGUUUCAUCCCUGAUCUACAAAAACCACUUGAAAAAUCAAAAAAUGACCUCCUUAAAUAAUAACUUACUAGCACGUUUGUUCUGAUUUAUGAUGAUAGUACUUUUUUUAAAAGAAAUUCUGACUGGGGAGAUAUUUUAAUGAGGUAAUGUUUUGAUUUUCCGUGGAAUUUACUUAUUAAAUGUGAAAAUCUGUUUGAAAUGAAAUCGUUUUUAAAUUUAUUAAAAUGGUUUCACCGAAUUCCUCUUGCACCCGUUUGUACAGUAUGUGUCGGAUGUUAUCACUGAUUAAUUCUUCUAUUCGAAUCACUCUUUACCUAUUUUUUUUUCUUCUGUACCAACUUGUAGUGCAUUGUUAUGUACAUAUUGUAUAUAUUUUGUUUAAUAAAACAUUAAAAAAGCUCUCCUAGGAUAACGGAAACGGGUGCAGCCACUGUUAUAGGUAAUUAGUGUAUAUAUUCUGUAGUAAGCACCGAUUAACCAUUGCUAACGAAAAACGAAUCUGAGCGGAGUUCGGUUGAUAGUGUGGAUUUAUCAAGAAUAUAUAUGUCUGUAUAGUAUGGUAAAUAAUUACAUAUGCAUUAUACAUUUUCUUUAAUAAUAUUUGUUUAAGAUUCUACCUAUUUUCCCGUUUUUUCUACAUUUUUCCCAUUUAAUAUUUUAUUUAUUCUGGGGAAAUUAAAAAAAAUAACCUCCUUAAAGUACCUUCCCGUUCCGAUUUCCUUUCAGAAAAGGUGCUGUCGUUGAAAAUUGGACUAAAAUUGCUGAUAGAAAAUUGUUUAUAGAAAAAAAAAAAAAAAUCAAUAUCAUUAUAUUCCUUGCACCGCUCAGAAUCUAAAAUGCAUUAUAUGUCCAACGUACAAGGAUAUAAAAACGGUUUAGCGAACCUUUUUAAAGCGAUUUAAUAUAUAUUUUUGUUACCUUGUUAAAAUUGUAUCAAAUAUACUUUACUAUUUAACUUUAAUGCGAUUAUUUGUGGAAUACAAAAAAGAAAUCUAGGCUUAACUAUACUGAAAAUGAGAGCGGGCAGAUAAUAAUAAUUGGCCAUGCAAGGCACAAAUAAAAACUGAUAAAGUGAUAAUGUUUCCAAAACACGUUUAUAAUAUGUUCAUUUAAUAAACCGUUUUAAACACUUGAACUUAUUUUAAACUGUACAGCACCAGUGUUUUAAUUUUGAAACCAGUUUUAUGUUUUUAAACCGUUUUAAAGUGAUUGCCUGACAAGAAUAAGCUUUGGUUUCAAAAUGAUUUUAUCUCAAACCGUUUUGUCGCCAUCGUAUAAAUGUCGUAAGAGAAAUAUAUUGUCAUGUUAAUUAUAUUAAAUGGAGAUCACUGUGUUUUUUCCCCUCAUAGAUAGGCAACACAAGAUCAUUUAAAUCUACUAUAAAUAAACUGUAACAAAACAAAUAAAUAAAAUACACUUACAUGCAUUAUUAUAGAAAUAGUCUGAAAAAAAGAGAUUCUGACCGGAUCGAUAUUAGUCGUGUUUUUUCGGUUGUUGCCAAAGUAAGCCAAAAAUCAUCGAAAAACCAAAGACCAAUAAGGGAGUAAACUGCUGAAAAUAUUGACGAAUGUUUUGAAUUAAUUUUUUUUUAAAUUAAUUAAUUAAGUGUCACCGGGCCGCUAAAUUCCGCAUCGUUUGAGAUACUGCAUGAUAAAAUCGGAGCAUUGCCAAAAUAAUAAAAUCGUUAACAAUUAAAAUAAAAAAACAAAAAAACAUAAAACUAAAUUUUUGGAAAAAGUAAUGUAAAAAAAAAAAAAAAAAUAUUUAUAUUUGACUAUAAAAGUAUAUUCCGAGAAAAAUUUACUUAGUUUUCUAAAACUAAUAGCUCUUCUUCGUUAUACACCGGGUAAUUCAUUUAAGUGGGUACACUCAUUUACUCGGAAAGAGAGUAAAACAAUUAUCUAAUUUUGAUUUUCAAAUGGCAACCCAUACUAAAACGUCCAUAAAUAGAUUUAAUAUUAGUUAAAAUAAAUUUUAGUGUUGAAAUUUUUGAUUUCCGUCAUGUCAUUGACGAGGUAUUCCAUUUUUAAUUUCAGGUUGGAGGAGAACAGCGGUGUAUUGUUAACACGCCGUGCGCAGUACCGCCACACACUAAUGAUACUCCACUACUUUCCCCCGACCGAAAUUUAAAAGUGGAAAAUCUCGUCAACGGAUUGACGGUAAUCAAAAAUGUCCACACAAAAAUUUAUUUUAGCUAA
Molecule: messenger RNA, 6067 nt
Organism: Cinara cedri
Lineage: Eukaryota; Metazoa; Arthropoda; Insecta; Hemiptera; Aphididae
Source: the annotation of a GenBank genome assembly